Gorilla gorilla gorilla (western lowland gorilla) is the source of this 3804-nucleotide messenger RNA. RefSeq names its product double C2 domain alpha (gene DOC2A). Lineage: Eukaryota; Metazoa; Chordata; Mammalia; Primates; Hominidae. The transcript is spliced from 12 exons. Gene Ontology annotation, cellular component: membrane; extrinsic component of synaptic vesicle membrane; synapse. Bases 1567 to 3120 code for a protein of 517 amino acids. Gene Ontology annotation, biological process: exocytosis; regulation of calcium ion-dependent exocytosis; spontaneous neurotransmitter secretion. The record is from RefSeq and is a predicted model, not a curated record.
CUGUUACCCAGGCUGGAGUGCAGUGGAGUGAUUAUAGCUUACUGCAGCCUUGACCUUCUGGGCUCAAGAGAUCCUCCCACCAUCACGAGGUCAGGAGAUCGAGACCAUCUUGGCUAAGAAGAGACUGUGUCUCACUGUGUUGCCCAGGCUGGCUUCACUCAAGCGAUCCUCUCGCCGCAGUCCCUGGAGUAGCUAGGAUUACAGGCACCCGCCACCACUCUCGGCCCCAUUUCUCUUAUUAAAAAAAAAAAAAAUUGCCGUGAAAUACACAUAUCGAAAUGUACCAUCUUCACCAUUUUUAAGGGUAAGAUUAGGUGGUGUUAGGUAUGUUCACUUGUCGUGCAACCAGAUUGCUGUUUUAAAUAACAGCACUUAGAGAUGCCGACUUCGUGCCAGGCCCAGUUUGGGACAUUAGGGACUCCCAGAUGAAUCAGCCGCUCCAGUGGAACUCCCUGCUGGUGGGGGAGGCACUGGCGAAGCGGUGCUGAGCGGAGUCCUGACGGCGCUGGAGCUGAGGGGCAGUGCGGGAUGCCCCAGGAAGGCUCCUAGGAAGAGGGGACCCAGGGUGACUCCCCAAAGAAGCGCGGUUCCCAGGUAGAGGAGCGCAUGUGAGCCAAGAUCCCUAGGCCUGAGCCGUCUAGGUGUGUCCCAGGAACUGCAGGAAACGGUUGGGUGAGUCAGUGGUGGGCAGCGGGGGUGAUAAGCCCCUUCGUGUCUUCGGGAUGGUAAGUUUGGGGCACAGGUGAGUGAAGACCGAAGGCCAGGGGUGGACUGACACUCCGUGGCAGGCGCAGGGCCGGGCAGGGGGGCGACUUGGGGGUGGCAAGGUUUGGGUGAGAAAUGGCAGCCCAUGGGGAACUACCGCAGGGCUCUGGGGCCUUCAGAGCCAAGCCCCGACGCCCCUUCCCACCUGCGGGGCAGAACUGGGGAUGGCAGGGGGGAGGGUGGUUCCCAAAGGAGAUGCCAUCCCUGGUAAGGGGACAUGGGCCCCUGGGAGUUGGGUUGGGCCACAAGGAGAGAGGCCUGAAUGGCCAAAGGGAGGGGGCGUGGGGGAAGCCGCAGCAUCAGACCUCUGCCUCCUCCCUCAGAUCGUGAGGCUCCCCAGCCUGGCUCGGGAGACCCCGAGAUCCCCGGCCGGUGACAGCAGGCGACCCCCUGCUCCUGUCAACCUCUGGGUCCCUACGGACAUGGGGAAGGGAGGAGGGAGGCCCCAGCUCCUCCCCAGCUGCCGGGGAGGGGCGUGAAGACGCGCGGGGGUGGGGGGAGAUAAGCCGGCGUCGCCCUGACAACGAGGCCGGUGGUCCGGCCUUGGGGACCCAGGAGGGAGGGAGGCGCCGUGGCCGCGCGCGCGGGCGGGGGCGGGGGGCCAGGUCUCCCAGGAGUAGUUGGGGAACACCCGGCGAUUCUGGCGGCUGCUUCCUGGUGGCGCAGGGAGCCCGCGUGUUUGCGAGUGCGUGUGUGUGCGAAGUUCUCCGGGUAAGUGUGCCAGCGCGCGCCCGGGUGUGUGCAAGGGUGUGAGCGUGCACAGGUGGGCACGGGCGUGUGCGCGCGGGGGUGCCCGGCUGGAUGUGUGCACACGAGUGUGUGCCGGCCCGCGUGCCCCUGCGUGAGUGUGCGCGCGCGAGCACACGUGUGUGUGCGCGCUCGCGUGCGCUCCUGAGCGGGUCCCGGGUGGGAGUCCGAGAUCCCGCCCCCUCCCCAGCCCCGGCGCCCCUCCCCGUCCCCCGCCGCCGCGCCGGCUGCAUCCUCGCCUCCACCUCGCUCACCCCCUCCUCCCCGCACUUUCUCGGCGCUCCCUCCCUCUCGGCUCGCACAGCUCGACUCCGCGCUCUCCUCGCCGGCCGCCGCCGCCCAGCCUGCGCCCGCCGUCCCCCCCAGUGCCUGGGCACCUGUUGGAGGCAGAGGCAGGGGUGCUGCAUGAGGGGCCGCAGGGGCGAUCGCAUGACCAUCAACAUCCAGGAGCACAUGGCCAUCAACGUGUGCCCCGGGCCCAUCCGGCCCAUCCGCCAGAUCUCUGACUACUUCCCCCGGGGACCAGGACCUGAAGGGGGCGGCGGGGGCGGCGGGGAGGCCCCCGCCCAUCUGGUCCCCCUGGCUCUGGCCCCCCCUGCAGCCCUCCUUGGGGCCACCACGCCUGAGGAUGGUGCGGAGGUGGACAGCUAUGACUCGGAUGAUGCCACCGCCCUGGGCACGCUGGAGUUUGACCUUCUCUACGACCGGGCCUCCUGCACUCUGCACUGUAGCAUCCUCAGGGCCAAGGGUCUCAAGCCCAUGGAUUUCAAUGGCCUCGCCGACCCCUACGUCAAGCUGCACUUGCUGCCUGGAGCCUGUAAGGCCAAUAAGCUAAAAACGAAGACUCAGAGGAACACACUGAAUCCCGUGUGGAAUGAGGACCUGACUUACAGUGGGAUCACAGAUGAUGACAUCACGCACAAGGUGCUCAGGAUCGCCGUCUGUGAUGAGGACAAGCUGAGUCACAAUGAGUUUAUUGGGGAGAUCCGCGUGCCCCUCCGCCGCCUCAAGCCUUCGCAGAAGAAGCAUUUUAACAUCUGCCUCGAGCGCCAGGUCCCGCUGGCGUCCCCCUCUUCCAUGUCAGCGGCGCUGAGGGGCAUCUCCUGUUAUCUGAAGGAGUUGGAGCAGGCAGAGCAGGGGCAGGGGCUGCUGGAGGAGCGUGGCCGCAUCCUGCUGAGUCUCAGCUACAGCUCGCGGCGCCGGGGACUGCUGGUAGGCAUCUUGCGCUGUGCCCAUCUGGCUGCCAUGGACGUCAACGGUUACUCGGACCCCUACGUCAAGACGUACCUGAGGCCCGAUGUGGACAAGAAAUCCAAGCAUAAGACAUGCGUGAAGAAGAAAACUCUCAACCCAGAAUUUAACGAGGAGUUUUUCUACGAGAUAGAGCUCUCCACUCUGGCCACCAAGACCCUGGAAGUCACCGUCUGGGACUAUGACAUUGGCAAAUCCAAUGACUUCAUUGGUGGCGUGUCCCUGGGGCCAGGUGCCCGAGGCGAGGCUCGGAAGCACUGGAGUGACUGCCUGCAGCAGCCGGACGCAGCCCUGGAGCGCUGGCACACCCUGACCAGUGAGCUGCCCCCUGCGGCCGGGGCUCUGUCCUCAGCCUGAGUGGACAGCAGUGUCCCGGCACAGGCCCAUCGAGCCGGGUCCAGUACCCAACCUUCGCACGAGUGUGUUGCACGUUUACACAGGGUGGGCUGCCCCCACCCUGCACUACCUGUCUUAUUUUUUGAGUCUCCGUGACCCGGGUCUGUCUGCUCAUGAGGGGCUGUGGAGUUCUAUAUUCACAUAUGCAAACCUCCUGCCUGACUCGCUAGUCCCUGCAAAUAUGCAAACCCCCCAUCAUCUGCACACCCGGGCAGUGCUCAGAGCCCGGCCCCAGGCCCCCGCGCUCCUCACUCCUGCCUCUCCACGCUGCCCCGUCCCUCUCCCCCGACAGGGAGGAGGUCGGAUUAGGGGAGGUUCAGAGGAGGAGAAUGUCUCAAAAAAAAAAAGGACAAAAAACAAACCCAGAGCCACUCCUUUAAUACAGAAACUUCAUUGAAAAAACCUAGCCCUGUACAGCUGCCCUUUUAAAAAGGUGGCCAUUGCAGGGUCUCUGCCUCCCCAGCAGGUGGCAGAUGCUCCCGGCCACUGGUUUAAAUAACUGUCCCCUGGAGGGGGCCGGGGUUUGAAGGCAGGGCCCCUGCCACCCUCCUGGGGGACACCCGUGCAUGUUUACGCCUUUUCUGGUUGUGUCAGUGGCCGGAGCAUGGCAGCUGGGCGUCAAUAAACACCUCCGAGGAAGCUGGA